AUGGUAACCUUUUUUCUACACCUGUCCCAAGCCACUUUUCUUCCUCCACCACACCCUCAUAUCUUUACAACAUACACAAUGACUCCCCCUCCCGUGGCCCAGACCGUGCUCGAACACAUUGGCGACACGCCCAUGGUUGAGCUCCAAAAGAUCCCCCAGUCUCUGGGCAUCAAGUGCCGAAUUCUCGGAAAGUGCGAGUACUUCAACGCUGGUGGAUCCGUCAAGGACCGAAUUGCCAAGCGAAUGGUGCUUGAGGCCGAGAAGCAGGGCCGAAUCAAGCCCGACGCCGGCUACACUCUGAUUGAGCCCACGUCUGGUAAUACCGGUAUUGGACUUGCUCUUGUCGGCGCCGUCCGAGGUUACAGAACCAUCAUCACUCUGCCCGAGAAGAUGUCCAACGAGAAGGUGUCUGUGCUCAAGGCUCUGGGAGCCGAGAUUGUGAGAACACCCACUGAGGCCGCCUGGGACGCCCCCGAGUCCCACAUUGGAGUUGCCCGACGUCUGGAGCAGGAGAUCCCCAAGGCUGUCAUUCUCGAUCAGUACGGAAACGAGGCCAACCCCGACGCUCACCUCUACGGCACUGGUGCCGAGAUCUGGGAGCAGACUGAGGGUAAGGUGACCCAUCUCGUCGCUGGCGCCGGAACCGGAGGAACCAUCACCGGUAUUGCCAAGGCUCUCAAGGCCAAGAACAAGGACGUGGUUGUUGUGGCUGCUGACCCCAAGGGCUCCAUUCUGGCCGUCCCCGAGUCUCUCAACGACUCCAACGAGGGCUACAAGGUCGAGGGUAUCGGUUACGACUUCGUGCCCGACGUUCUGGACCGAGACGUGAUCAACUCGUGGAUCAAGACCGAGGACAGAGAGUCCUUCCUGCUGUCUCGACGACUCAUCAAGGAGGAGGGUCUGCUUGUGGGUGGAUCUUCUGGCUCGGCUCUGGCUGCCGCUCUUCAGGUCGCCAAGGACCUCACCGAGAACGACACUGUGGUUGUCGUCUUCCCUGAUUCUGUGCGAUCUUACAUCACCAAGUUCAUUGAUGACGACUGGAUGAAGAACAACGGCUUCGUAGACGAUGCCACCCUCGCCGAGCAGGCCAAGCGAAAGCAGCAGUACAAGGGCGCUACCAUUGCCGAUCUGCAUCUCAAGCCCGUUGUCACCGUAAAGGGUGACUCCACUGUGGCUACUGCUGUCGAGCUCAUGCGAGAGAAGGGCUUUGAUCAGAUCCCCGUUUCCAGCAAGUCCUCCGGCAAGCUCAUUGGCCUUGUUACUCUUGGUAACCUGCUCUCUUACCUUUCUCACGGCCGAGCUACCCCCGAGACUCCCGUUGAGAAGGUCAUGCUUGACUUCCGAAAGCUCGACUCUCACCAGCUCACCGCCGAUGCCAUUGCUUCUGCCACCGCCAGCCUUUCCAUUGGCACUCCUUCUGGCGAUAAGAAGGCCUCUAAGCAGCGACAGUUUGUGGAGGUUACUGUUGACACUCCUCUGUCUGCUCUCAACAAGUUCUUCGAGCACAACUCCAGUGUUAUUGUCACCGAGAAGGACUCCGAUGGUGUCAAGCCCGUGCACAUUGUUACCAAGGUCGAUCUGCUCGCUUACCUCGUCAAGAAUGGUUCUUUUGAGUAA
This is a messenger RNA of Yarrowia lipolytica CLIB122, 1617 nucleotides long. RefSeq lists its product as uncharacterized. The record is from RefSeq and is a predicted model, not a curated record. Gene Ontology annotation, molecular function: cystathionine beta-synthase activity. Gene Ontology annotation, cellular component: cytoplasm. NCBI's taxonomy places the organism in Eukaryota, Fungi, Ascomycota, Dipodascomycetes, Dipodascales.